AUGGCGGCGGAGGGUCAAGCGGCGGCGGAGGGUCAAAUGGCGGCGGAGGGUCAAGCGGCGGCGGAGGGUCAAGCGGCGGCGGAGGGUCAAAUGGCGGCGGAGGGUCAAGGGGCGGCGGAGAGUCAAGCGGCGGCGGAGGGUCAAAUGGUGGCGGAGGGUCAAGCGGCGGCGGAGAGUCAAGCGGCGGCGGAGAGUCAAGCGGCGGCGGAGGGUCAAAUGGUGGCGGAGAGUCAAGCGGCGGCGAUUCAAACCAAGGAGUCUGAGACUGUAUUUGUUCUUAACCUUGUUCCUCUGUCUUCCCCACUCUCUCCAACAUCUCUCUCUCCUACUUCCUCUUCUACUUGUACAACUAUUCUUCCUUCACUUUCUUCCCCACUUUCACUGCCAUGCUCUGAGUCUUUGCGACAAAUUAAACGGACAAACACCUCUACCUCUUCACACUAUUCUCCCUGUGUCUCUCCUCCAUCUCUGUCUGCCUCUUCCAUCUCCACGUCUUUGAGUCAGGAAGGGCCACGUGUGAAGACCAGAAGAAAAGGUUGCCGAAAAUGUAGUAGGCAGAAGGUUUUCCAGUUUGAUCGAAUAACUGGGGAACGGAUAAAUGAGGGGAAAGCUGAAUUGAAAGUCCACUGGUUGCCAUGCACUGUGUGUGGCAAAACUUGGGAUGAUACAUGGGAGCCUGCCAGUGAGUUAAAGAAAAGUCUUCAUAUAUUUUGGCACAUCACAUGGAAAACUAAGCUGAACUACACGGUAGUGGGCAUUCAAGGGGUGCUACGGCACCCCUGA
This is a messenger RNA of Xyrauchen texanus (razorback sucker), 783 nucleotides long. Its product is annotated as mediator of RNA polymerase II transcription subunit 15-like. Bases 1 to 783 code for a protein of 260 amino acids. The record is from RefSeq and is a predicted model, not a curated record. The transcript has 5 exons. NCBI's taxonomy places the organism in Eukaryota, Metazoa, Chordata, Actinopteri, Cypriniformes, Catostomidae.